CCGUUACUCUCGUUCAUGUCGGCGGGUUAACGGCGGACCGAGCUCCUGGAAACAUUCAUGGAGGAGCCGUGAAGACGAACCGGAGCGGCCCGGAGCAGGAAGAGGAGGAGGAGGAGGAGGAGGACAGAACUUUCCCGCGAUGUGUUGGUAUUGUAGCGUGAUGUGAAGUGAUGGAGGAGGUGGAGCAAAGUCGCUACGUCGCCCAGCUGAGGGCCGAGUUCGACAGCUGCGACACCACGGCCACCGGCUUCCUGGACCGAGACGAGCUGACGGCGCUGUGCCGAAAACUGCAGCUGGAUGCUCACCUGCCUCUGCUGCUGGACACACUGCUGGGAGAGAGGCCAUACGCCAGGGUGAACUUUGAGGAGUUUAAAGAAGGCUUCGUGGCCGUUCUGUCUCGCUCUCUGGACUUAAGCACAUCAGAGGAUGACAGCAGCUACCUGGAGCCAGUUGUUCCAGAGGAGGUGAAGCCAAAGUUCGUAAAGGGGACGAAGCGUUACGGCCGUCGCUCUCGUCCUGACAGUAAACCUGACGCGGCACUGACCUGCGACUCGGAGGACUCGCCGCAGUCCAGAACCGAAGCCACGGACUCGUCACCGUCUGGCGUCCGCAGGGCCAAACUGAGACGGUCAACGUCUCUGGAGAGUGUGGAGAGCCUGAAGUCUGACGAGGAGGCAGGAAGUCAGAAGGAGAGAAUGCAGCCAGACUUUCAGUCUAAAGGUCCUCAGCAGGAGGAGGUGGAGCUGGGAGUGGUUGUUGGAGGAGGUGGAGGAGGUGGGGACAUCCUGAGGGAAGUGUGUGAUCACCUGGGCCUGCAGCAGCUGAACACAGAGGAGCUGCAGCUGCUGCUCAGGAAGCUGCACGCUGACCUGGACGGACGAGUCAGCAUCAGGGACUUCCAGAAGGUUCUGCGAGGCUCCUCCCCCAUCACCUGCUCCACACCUGUGCGAUCAGCUGACCUGCAGAGAGCGCCACACAGGUCUCAGGCGGCGUUGGACGAGCGCUCGGCUCGCUCCACCUCGCCCUCCCUGCUGACGGCCACAGUGGGUCAGAGGGUCCUCAGCCAGCUGGACGACGGCUCAGGAUGCAGCAGCCCCGAGAGAGUCAUCGCCCUCUGGACCGAGGAGGGCAUCAGGAACAGCCAGGACAUCCUGCAGACUCUGGACUUUCCUCUGGAGGAGCGUCUCAGUCUGGCCGACUUGACUCUGGCGCUGGACAACGAGCUGCUGGUCAGCGGGAACGGGAUCCACCAGGCGGCGCUCAUCUCCUACAAGAACGAGAUCCAACACCUGCUGGUGCUGGCAGAGCAGGCCUGCAGGGAGCGGGACAAGGUGAAGGCCGACCUGGAGCUGGCAGAUCAGAGGAACCUGCAGCUGGUCAGAGAGGUGGACGACCGCCACGCCAGCAUGGAGACACUCAACCAGAGCAGGAUCAGGGACCUGGAGCACGACUUCCGUGAUAGGCUGACGGCUCUGCGCAGUCAGUCGGAGCAGGAGAGCGAGGCUCUGCUGCAGCAGGUGGAGAGGGAGCGCAGCACGCUACAGGACGAGCUGCAGCUGCUCCGAGCGCAGGAGGUGGAGCUUCAGGAGGAGCUCUGCAACGCUACACAGGAGAACAGUCGCCUGGAGGACGAGCUGACGGCUGUGAAGCUGAAGCUGACUGAAGCAGAAGGUUCAGUGAACAAACUGCAGAGAGACCUGGACCAGCUGCUGCAUGACAAGUUUGGCAGCUUGGACCCGGCAGCUGCUGGUCUGAGUCGCGAGGAGAGAUUCUCUGAGAUCGUCAAAGAUUAUGAGCUGCAGUGCAGGGAGCUGCGGGACAGAAACGAUGAGCUGAGCUCAGAGUUGGAGCUGCUGAAGAACCAGAAGAGCGACAGGAAGUCCAGGCGAUCUGCAGCAGACGACACUGCGCUGAACUGGACCGAGCAACGCUCCUUCAGCACCGAGUCAGACUCCGAUGAGUCGGACAUGAAGCGCAGCUCAUCUCCUCUGGUCAGGAAGAAGCUGCAGCCGGCAGAUAAAACUGCUCUGGGUUCAUUGGACUGCAGUUCUGGUCCUGCUGUCAGUAUUCAGACUGAACUGGCUCUGGAGCAGCUGAAGCAGAAACACAACCAGGAGCUGCAGCAGCUGCACAUCCAGCUGGACACACAGAUGAACUUCUAUGAGCGCAGUCUGGAGCUGAUGAGACAGAGCAUGGAGGUCGAGCGUAAAGACAUCUCUCAGGCCUUCAAGAUGGAGAUCAGCGAGCUGGAGGAGCAGAAGACUCAGGUGGAGCAGCAGGUGAAGCAGCUGAAGGAGGCGCUGGACAAACUGCAGACUCAGAUCCAACAUGGAGGAGGAGGAGGGUGGAGCAACGAGCAGGAGCGCAGGAUGCAGCGGGAGCGGGCGGAGCUGGAGCAGAACUUUGCCAGAGAGAUCGGUAACCUGGUCCACAAACUGAGCGCUGAGAAGGACCAGCUGGAGGCCGAGCUCAAGCUGAAGAUGGACCAGGAAGUGAUGGUGGUCAGGGAGGAAUCAGAGCAGCAGUUCUCUCAGAUGAAGCUGCAGCAUGCUGAGGCUCAGCGCCGCCUCCUCCACCAGCUUCAGUUGGAGCGUCAGAGGCUGCAGGAGCAGAGAGGAUUCUGGGAGAGCCGGCUCACCCAAUCACAGCAGGAGAAGCAGCGGUGUGAGGAGAGAGCUGGGGAGGAGCAGGCCCGGAUCAGCUCAGAGAGGAAGAGGGUGGAGGAGCAGAAGGAGGAGGAGGUCUGUCAGCUGAAGGAGCAGGUCUCCAGUUUACAGGAGCUCAUACUGAACUCCCAUCUGCACAUCAGCCAAUCAGAGGCCAGUAUAGAGGAGCUCAGAGAGCGCUGUGGUCUGUUUGAGGACGACCUGAAAGCUUCUCGUGGACGAUGUUCUGAGCUGGAGGCCCGGCUGCAGGAGGCGUGCACUCAGCUGCAGGAGAGCAUCUCCUUCCUGGAGUCUCACGAGGUUUUAAACAGACGCCUCUCUGCGGAGAAGAGCUCUGUGGAGGAGGAGCUACAGCAGGUGAAGACCAGGGAGGAGCAGCUCCUGGUCCAGGUAAACCAACUGAAGGAGGAGCUGGAGAACCUCCAGACUGCCUCUGACUGCAUCCUGCAGGACCGGGAGGUCGUGGCCGACAACUGCAGCCGCCUCUCCAACGCCUUCGUCCAGCAGCAGGCGCAGCUGAAGGCCAGAGAGCAGAUGGUCUGCGCCCUGAGAGCAGAGCUGGAGGUGCUACAGGACGCCAUGAGGACCAAAACUGAGACUCUCUCUAGACUGACUGCUGAGCUGGACCUGCUGAGGACGGACCGAGAGAGGCUGAUCCAGGACCUGAAGGACCAGGCCAUGGCUGUGGACACCCUGCAGCUGGAGCUGGACGGAGUGUCUGAGGAGCUAGACCGGAGGAGGAGCUCUGAGGAGGCUCUGCAGGAGGCGCUGAAGCUGGAGCGGACCAGGACCUCACAGCUCCGGGCCGGUCUGGAUGAGGAGAAGGAGGAGGUCUGUCGUCUGAGCCAGGAGAACGGGAGCUACAUCCGGCUGGCGGACCAGCUCUCCACCCAGAUUGUAGAGAUGGAGGAGGAGAUCUCCACGCUCAGAGCUCACCUGAGAGAGAUCAGCUGCCAGCUCAACGACACCGCAGACCUGGUCUUGGACCUCAGGAGGCAGCUCAAUGCCAAGACCAGUGAGGUGGACCGGCUCCGGGCAGAAGUAGCGGACAGUGCUUGUGUGCUACGUCAAGCGAAGGUCUCCUCUGAUAAACAUCAGAGUGAAGUUCAGCAGCUGACCAACCGGCUAGAGGAGAAGGACGUGGAGCUGGACCUGGUCCGACAGCAGGUCCGACAGCUGCAGCAGAAGAUGAGAGACUCCCAGAACCAGCUGAGUAUGGCUGAGGAGCAUUUUGAGCAGGAGAAGAGGAGAAUGACGCAGCAGCUGAUGGAGCUGGAGAAGCUGGUCCUGGUCCUGGAGGAGGUGAUGGACCCAGCCAGUCCACACAGGACCCAGCUGGAGGAGGUUCGAUCAGAGAACGGAGCUCUUCAGGAGCGACUGAGUGUCCUGCAGCAGGAAGUCCAGAACCUGGAGGACCAAGUCGCCAAGAAGAGGAGGAAACUGGAGGAGAUGGAGAGAGAACACGACCGCAGCAGAGAAGAAGAGGAGAGGCUUCACAAAGAGAACUCUAGAUAUCGUGAGGAGGUUCUGGAUCUGAGCAGCAGGAACCUGCAGCUCAGCAACGACAAUGCCGAGCUCAGCGUCCGUCUCCGUGGAGACCAGGAGUCAGUCCGGAUGCUGCAGGAGCGCCUGACGACGGUCUCCAAGGAGCAGGAGGAGGACGGAGCUUCGGUGCGGCGGCUGCAGGAUGCAGCUCUGCAGCAGGAGAGAGAGAGGAUACAGCAGCAGGCGGCUUGGACGCAGGAGAGACAGUUACUGGAGAGAGAGCUCAGCUGCUGCAAGGAGAAGGUGGGUCGUCUCUCAGAGCUGGAGGCGGAGCUCAGCAGUGUGACUCUGAAGCUGCAGUGGUUGGAGGCAGACAAAUCCAAACUGCUGAGAGAAGCUGAUGACAGAAACAACAAGGUGGAGAAGCUGCAGGAGUCGCUGCUCUCUCUGGAGUCAGAGACCGAGCUGCUUCGCUCUCAGCUCCACGCCGUCAAUCAGGAGAAACUCGGCCAUGCCCAGGAAGGGAGCGACUUGCAGAGGAAGCUGCAGAUCGCUCAGAACAAGGUGGAGGAGUUAGAGAACAGCAUCAGGAAGCUGAUGAGGGAGAAAGAGGAGCUCCAUCAGGCUCUGGAGGAGCAGGAGGAGCACACCUCCAUCACUCUGCAGGAAGAGACCCACAGACUGAGAGUCCAGAACAAGGAGCUCCAACACAAGCUGACGGAGCUGCAGGUUCAGGGUCUGGAGGUCCACAAACUGACACAGGAGCAGCAGAACCUGAAGAACAAAUUGACGGAGCUGGAGGAAGCGAGGAUGCAGGCUCAGGACCAGGCGGUGCAGGCUGACACCACCCUCAGUCUGGUGCAGGCGCAGCACGUGAGGCAGCUGCAGGAGGUGCAGGAGCGGGCAGGUGACGGCUGCAGGGAGCAGGUGGAGCUACUGCAGGUCCGACUGAUGGAGGAGCAGAGGAGGAGUCAGCAGCUGGAGGAGACGCUCAGGCUUCAGGCCCAGCAGAGCUGCUCCCAGAUCACCACCAAGCAGGAUCAGUACGAGAAGGCGAUGUUGGCCCUGCAGGAGAGGACGGAGGAGCUUGAGACCAAACUGAAGGGGGUCCAGCUGGUCCUGCAGGAGAAAGUCCAGCAGCUGAAAGACCAGCUGUCGAAGAACACAAAGUCAAGUGUGCUGCUGAAGGAUCUGUACGUGGAGAACUCUCAGCUGAUGAAAGCACUGCAGGUCACAGAGCAGCGGCAGAAAAAAGCAGAGAAGAAGAACUCACUGUUGGAGGAGAAAGUCAGCGCGCUCAACAAACUGCUGAGACAGAUCGUCCACGCGUCGCUCGCCACGUAGCUGCUGAGCGAACAAAAAACCACCUCAGACAACUGUGACACGGACGCUGGUCUGAGGUCGGUUUCACUGCAGCAGCUUCAGGCCAGAGAGCUAGCCUAGCUUAGCACCAAGAGUGGAAGCAGAGGGAAACUGUUAGCCAAAGAGAUUCCAUAUGAGCCUCUGAGGCCUCCAUAGUUGUGAUCAUUUAUAUUUGACAGGUGUAAAGAUGCGUUCAUGGAUCGUGGAACAAACGUCAGUGCCAGCAGACAUCUCUGCAUCGUGACGUGAUCUCCACCAAACUACAUUCAAAUUAUCAUGAAUUUUAUUUCACUGGUAAGAAGCAAACCAGGUGAGACGUUGAGGAGUGACUCAUCACAGGUGAAGGUGUGUCAGGGUCAGUGUGUGAUGAGUCAUCAGUAGCCUCACCUGUAAUGACACCUAUUCACCAGGUGAAUGUGAGUCUGUUGUUCUCACAGAAGCUGCUUAACAGAAACUGAACUUUAGUUUCUUCACAAAGACGAAGGAAAACCAGUCUGACCCCACACACACACACACACACACACACACACACACACACACACACACACACACACACACAGCACUAGUCUGAAGGGUAUUAAUUAUGAUUCUUUAUAUUUUAUAUAUUUUUAUUGUUAUUUUUGUAUUUCUGUGAAGUCAGAGUUUUGCUGCUGUCCUCAUCACAUGUUCAGUUCCCUGUUUUCGCUCAGAGUGAGACCUCCAUCACUCAGCUCUGAUUUCCUGUUUCAGGUACAACAAACCAAAUCUCUAACACACACACACACACACACACCUGUCUGUGGACAGUGUCAUCAUUGUAUUCUGACCUCCAUGUAUGAUAAUGAUGUAAAGCCACAUUAAAUUAUGUUUUUAACACUG
Molecule: messenger RNA, 6371 nt
Organism: Acanthopagrus latus (yellowfin seabream)
Lineage: Eukaryota; Metazoa; Chordata; Actinopteri; Spariformes; Sparidae
Gene: ninl
Product: ninein-like
Exons: 31
Coding region: 171-5495 (1774 amino acids)
Biological process (GO): microtubule anchoring at centrosome
Cellular component (GO): centrosome
Molecular function (GO): calcium ion binding
Source: RefSeq, a predicted model, not a curated record